Messenger RNA from Closterium sp. Yama58-4, 3675 nucleotides. The record is from the annotation of a GenBank genome assembly. Lineage: Eukaryota; Viridiplantae; Streptophyta; Zygnematophyceae; Desmidiales; Closteriaceae.
AUGUUCAUCGUAGCGGAUAGGAGAGGCGCUCUGACUAAGGAGCAGACUCUAGAGACGAUAUUCGAUUUCAACCCAGGAAGUUCAGUAGGAGGAGCAGCAGCACCGCGAGAAUCAGCACAACCAAGGAGACACACAACUGCCCAUGGCAAUACAGCACCACCCACCAGCGUUCCUCAUUCCGAUUCCCGCACAGCCUCGCUUCCUCAGCUCUCCACCACCUCCCUAAAUUCACUUCCUGCUUCCUCGACGGAUGUCGUUCACACUGUCAAAAUUCCCGUUCGGGCCUUGACGAAUUCCGUUGCCGCUUCAACAGAUUUUGUUUUCCCGUCCACGGACUCCGUUCGCACCUCGUUUGAUUCAUUUCUCUCGCACGCAUCAGACUCCGAAUCUGCACACGACGACAGCUCUCAACAUGAAACUCCAGAGUCGCAGCAGCAACGACCAUCCUCCUCUCCCGACUCAGCCGAUUCUGGUUCAUUCAGAUUCGCCAUUUCGCCAGCGCUCUCCAAUCUGAACCAUCCGUUAUCGCCUUCUCUCAGUUCACCAGCAGCCGAGAUCAUUCCGUCACCCGCUCCCUUCGGUCCCGCCGUUUCUGCUAGAUACGGCCCGUAUCUUCCGCCGCCCGUUGAACUAGGCCCUGCCGUCACCACCACCCUCGGAUUCUCCAGGUCUCGCUCUUCCCCAGCCAAGUGCGAAACGCUUAGCGAAGAAAUUCGCGAAGCGAUCACGACAGCUGACGAAAAUGGCGACUCGUUCGUUGAGCCGCGCCACGUUACAGAACCUCAGGUGCCUGUGCCGCAGAUUUCGGUGGUCCCUGAUAUCGAGAGCCCUUGCACGGGAACAAGCAGCAUUCCAUUGUCCUCGUUACCGCGUGCUUCGUUUGAAGCGCCAGCCCCUUCGUCUUCUUGCGAUUGUUGCAGUGUGUUAGGCUCGGGGGAAGGGGAACCGGGAAUGAGAGACGGGGGAGAUGCGGGGAGGGGGAGAGCUGGUCGGCGGUGCUGCGCCGCGGCAAGGCGGAGACUGGACUGGGGAGAAGCUGCGGUCGACCGUUCCGCCAGUGGAGGGGGAGCCGGCGGAAAGGCUGAUGGCGUAACGGGGGAGGAGAACGGGGAGGCGCGGACGGCGGAGAGACUGGCGGAAGGAUCGGAGAAAGGCCAGGCGGCGGCGCCGGUAUCCACGGUUCCAGUGCGGAGCAAGAAGCGGAGAUCGGCGCACGUGGCAGCUCGGGAGGGGGACGUCGAGGCGCUGCGGGAUGCGCUAGCUGUCAGACCUGGUGCUAUCAACGAGAGGCAACUGCCGGUGUGUCAGACGCCUCUCCAUCUCGCCGUGGCGGAGGGGCAGCUCGAGGCUCUCCGCUUUCUCCUGGACUGGAGGGAGCAGCGCGGCGCGGCGGAAGUGAAGGCAGACGUUGAAGCGCGGAACAUGUUCGGCGAGACCCCAAUCCACGUGGCGGCCAAGAGCAGCAACGCGGACGCCAUUCGGCUGCUGAUACGAGCAGGCGCACGGGCGGACGUUGCUGCCACAAACGGCAUGACGCCUCUCCAUCUCGCCGUGUGGGCUGCUGUGCAAGCCACUAGCAGCAACACUAGCAACGACACUGGCAGCACCGCCAACAGCAGCAUUACCGCCCAUCCACCAAGCAAGCCAGCAGCAACAGCGAAUUCAGCACCUGAAGUGAUACCUGGGUCAGCAGCAGAACCACCUGAAUCGGCACAUGGAUCACAGAAGCAGCAGAAGCGGCCAGCACAGCAGCAGCAGCAGCAGCAGCAGCAGCAGCAGCACCUGACGCAUCAAGCAGGCCCAGCAAUCUCUCCUUCUAAACCAUCUCCACUGCUCCACUCCCCAGGGGAACUCUCCCCCAAACCACUCUCCCCUGGGGAACUCUCCCCCCGUCCACUCUCCCCCUGCUCCCCUCGUCCGCUCUCCCCCCAGCCCCUCUCCCCUCGACUGCUUUCCCCCCAGCCCCUCUCCCCUCGACUGCUUUCCCCGGGCGCCUAUGGUUCUGCCUUCCCCACCUGCCCGCCACCCACACCAGCGUCACCCGCCUUGCUGCUAGAAGCCAAUGCAGACCCAUGUGCAGUGGAUAAGGUGAGUACGCUGGAUAAGGACGGCAACACGCCCAUGGCGCUGCUUCCAAGUCGAGCCACGCGGUGCGCUGUGUGUCGGGAGGUGCAGGCGCUGCUGCAGCGACACAUCAGCAGGCGAACGAGGCUGCAGGCUGAAUUGGCCGUGCACGGAGCAAAGCUAGUAAUGGAUCAGCUUGAAAAGGAGCUAUCCUCGUUAGUAGGCCUCCACUCGUUAAAGCAGCAGCUAAGGACAUGGGGAAAGGGUCUCCUGCUAGACCAAAGGCGCCGGGCACUUGGGCUGCCCGUGCCUCCCCGCCGCGCCCCACACAUGGCUUUUCUGGGCAGCCCGGGCACCGGAAAAACAACCGUGGCGCGGGUGCUUGCUCGUAUGCUGGCGCUGGUGGGUGUUUUACCCUUGAAUAAGGUAGUGGAGGUGCAGAGAACGGACCUAGUUGGGGAAUAUGUGGGGCAUACGGGUCCGAAAACUAGGAGAAAGAUUGAGGAAGCAGAGGGAGGGAUACUGUUUGUGGACGAGGCUUAUAGGCUCAUGCCGUGUCAGAGGAGUGAAGAGAAAGACUAUGGAAUAGAGGCUUUGGAGGAGAUUAUGACUGUGAUGGAUUCGGGGAAACUGGUGGUGAUUUUUGCGGGGUAUGCUGAGCCGAUGCAGCGGGUUUUUGAGGCUAAUGAGGGGUUUAAGAGGCGGGUUACUAAGUGUUUUACUUUUGAUGAUUUGAGCCCGAAGGAGAUUGCAAGGGUGAUGCUGCUGAAAAUGGGGUACGGUCAGAAGGGGGAGCAGGGGAAAUGGGAUGGUCAGAGGGAGGAGCAGGUUAGCAGGGGUGGUGAGAGCGUUGAGCCAGGGAGGUGGGGUAAUGUGGAGAGGACGUGUUUUAAGAGUUCGCAACAAGUGGAGGAGAAGCAGAUGGAGGAGAAGCAGAUUGAGGAGAAGCAGAUUGAGGAGAAGCAGAUUGAGGAGAAGCAGAUUGAGGAGAAGCAGAUUGAGGAGAAGCAGAUUGAGGAGAAGCAGAUUGAGGAGAAGCAGAUUGAGGAGAAGGGGGGUUUGCUUGGGGGGCAGAUGGAGCAAGCGCAUCAAGUAGUGAGGGAGCGAGGGGAGGAGCAAAGGAAGGAGGAGGUGACACCGCAGGGAAAGCAGCAGGAGGAAGAAGGGGUGGAUGAAAAGGAGGGGAGGGGGCAGAGCGAGGAGUGCAGUAGUCUGGGUAUCAGCAGGAGCACUGCAUGCGACUGCAAGGAGCAUGGCCACUGUGGUAACGGCGGCAGCUGUGCUGCUUUGGAUUCUGGCAUCAGGCGCGGCGGUGAUGGUGGGAGUGGGAGCAAGGAGGGGAGUGAAGGUGGAGAUGACAUGGACAUAUCUCCGCUUACUGGAUUCAGGCUCCACUCCUCGUGCUCGGAAGAGGCGUUGGCAGAGGCAAUCAUAGCGCACACGACAGCGAAGCAGCGCAGGGAGAGGAAUGGAGGCAUGGCAGUACCGGUGCUGCUGGAUGCCCGGGACCAUCUGGACCUGCGGCUGCCUCUGGACUGCUGCUGUGAGGAAGAGCUGAUGACCAUCCACAUGCAUGACAUUGAAGCUGCUCUGGGGAUGCUGCCUCCAUAA